Messenger RNA from Lolium rigidum, 3336 nucleotides. RefSeq names its product alpha,alpha-trehalose-phosphate synthase [UDP-forming] 6-like. Gene Ontology annotation, cellular component: cytosol. Lineage: Eukaryota; Viridiplantae; Streptophyta; Magnoliopsida; Poales; Poaceae. Gene Ontology annotation, biological process: trehalose biosynthetic process. The record is from RefSeq and is a predicted model, not a curated record. The transcript is spliced from 3 exons. Gene Ontology annotation, molecular function: catalytic activity. The coding region runs from base 367 to 3003 and encodes 878 amino acids.
GGAGGAGCAGCACCUGAGCUGAGAUGCUCUUGUUGUUGUUGCCGCCGACUUCUCUUUGACCGAAAGCUGCCGCUCCUUUUCGGAAAGCGGGGAUUUGUUUCUGUGUUUCUGGACACUUCCUUUGCGCGAUUCGAUUCUUUGCCUCGCCUAAAUCUCCCCACGAUUUCUUCUUCUUCUUCGCCUUGGACUCGGCAGAUCCUUUUCCUCUCUGCCCGCCCAUUCUUGCUCGCUUCCUCUGCUUCCUAGCUAGCUCUCUGCAAAGUCUUUCCAGUUUUUCGGUGAGAGGCUGCUGGUGUGUGACGGACUCUGUCAGUGGAGGAUCACACAUCUGGUGGGGAAGAGGAUCUUGCUCUGACGGUGGACGGCAUGGCGUCGAGAUCCUACUCCGACCUCGUGGAGCUCGCCUCCGGCAGCGGCAGCGCCGAGGAGCCCUCGUCGCUGCCGUCGCUCGGCCGGCGCCGGUUACCCCGCGUGGUGACGGCGUCCGGCAUUGUGCCGGACCUCGACUGCUCCGACGACGACGCCGCCUCGGCCGCGUCCGACCACUCCCCGCACGCGCCGAGGGAGCGCACCAUCAUCGUGGCGAACCAGCUGCCCGUGCGCGCCACCCACCUGGCGGGCGGCGGCUGGGAGUUCUCGUGGGACGAGGACAGCCUGCUGCGGCAGCUCAAGGAGAGCCUGCGCGCGCACCACGGCCGCGCCGACAUGGACUUCGUCUACGUGGGCGGCCUCCGCGACGACGUCCCGCCCGCCGACCAGGACAGGGUGGCGCACGACCUCUUCGAGGGCUUCCGCUGCGUGCCCACCUUCCUGCCGCCCGACCUGCGCUCCCGCUUCUACCACGGCUUCUGCAAGCAGCAGCUCUGGCCACUGUUCCAUUACAUGCUCCCCCUGUCGCCGGACCUCGGCGGCCGCUUCGACCGCGCGCUCUGGCAGGCCUACGUCUCCGCCAACAAGAUCUUCGCCGACAAGAUCCUCGAGGUCAUCAACCCGGACGAGGACUUCGUGUGGGUGCACGACUACCACCUCAUGGUGCUGCCCACCUUCCUCCGCAAGCGCUUCAACCGGGUCAGGCUCGGCUUCUUCCUCCACAGCCCCUUCCCGUCCUCGGAGAUCUACAAGACGCUGCCGGUCCGCGAGGAGCUGCUCCGGGCGUUGCUCAACGCCGACUUGAUCGGGUUCCACACCUUCGACUACGCAAGGCAUUUCCUGUCCUGCUGCAGCAGGAUGCUCGGCCUCAAAUACGAGUCGCAGAGGGGAUACAUUGCGCUGGAGUACUACGGCCGGACUGUUACCAUCAAGAUAUUGCCGGUGGGAGUGCAUCUGGUGCAGCUGCAGUCGGUGCUCAACCUCCCGGAGACCGGGGUCAAGGUUGCCGAGCUUCUCAAGCAGUUCUGCUAUCGGGACCGGAUCCUCAUGCUCGGCGUGGAUGAUAUGGACAUCUUCAAAGGUAUCAGCUUGAAGCUUCUGGCGUUUGAGCAGCUCUUGAUACAGCAUCCGGAGUGGCGGGGAAAAGUGGUGCUGGUCCAGAUCGCCAAUCCGGCGAGGGGGCGGGGGAAGGAUGUGCAGGAGGUGCAGGAUGAGAGCUAUGCGAUGGUGAAGCGCAUCAACGACGCGUUCGGGCAGCCAGAUUACGAGCCAGUUAUACUGAUCGACAGGCCGCUGCAGUUCUACGAGAGGAUGGCGUACUAUGUCGUAGCCGAGUGCUGCCUGGUGACAGCGGUGAGGGAUGGCAUGAACCUCAUACCGUACGAAUACAUAAUCGCGAGGCAAGGGAACGAGAACAUUGACAGGAUCCUGGGCCUCAGCCCUUCCACCAGGAAGAAGAGCAUGCUUGUUGUGUCGGAGUUCAUCGGCUGCUCACCCUCCCUCAGCGGCGCCAUCCGGGUGAACCCUUGGAACAUUGAUUCAGUGGCUGACGCUAUGGACUCUGCCCUGGAGAUACCUGAAGGCGAGAAGGUGCUGAGACAUGAGAAGCAUCACAAAUUUGUGAGCACGCAUGAUGUUGGAUACUGGGCAAACAGCUUCCUACAGGAUCUGGAGAGGACCUGCCAGGAUCAUAACAAGAGGCGCUGCUGGGGCAUAGGGUUUGGGCUCAGGUUCAGGGUUGUGGCCCUUGAUACGAGCUUCAAGAAGCUCGCGGUUGAGCAGCUUGUCUCGGCCUACCGGAGGACGACCACGCGCGCCAUUCUCCUGGACUAUGAUGGCACGCUGAUGCCUCAGACGUCGUUCGGCAAGAACCCGAGCUCCAAAACAAUAGACAUGCUGAACAGCCUCUGCCGCGACAAGAACAACAUGGUCCUGCUCGCCAGCACGAAGACUCGGGCGACCUUAAGCGAAUGGUUCUCGCCAUGUGAGAACCUUGGGCUGGCUGCUGAGCAUGGCUACUUCCUCAGGAUGAGAGGAGAUGCAGAGUGGGAGACGUGCGCUCCUGCACCCGACUCUAGCUGGAAGCAGAUUGUGGAGCCUGUGAUGAGAACCUACACGGAGACAACCGACGGGUCAACCAUCGAGGACAAGGAGACCGCGAUCGUUUGGUGCUACGAGGACGCCGACCCUGAUUUUGGGUCGUGCCAAGCCAAGGAGCUCCAUGACCACCUGGAGAGCGUCCUUUCGAACGAGCCAGUCUCGGUCAAAGCAGACGUGAACCAUGUCGAGGUGAAGCCGCAGGGCGUGAACAAGGGCCUGGUGGCGAAGCGGCUGCUGUCGGCGAUGCAGGAGAGGGGCGCCCUGCCCGACUUCGUCCUCUGCAUCGGGGACGACCGGUCGGACGAGGACAUGUUCGAGGUGAUCACCACGGCGGUGGACGGGCCGUGCCUGAGCCCUGAGGCGACCGUCUUCGCCUGCACGGUCGGGCGCAAGCCCAGCAAGGCCAAGUACUACCUGGACGACCCCGCCGACAUCGUGCGGCUGAUCCAGGCCCUCGCCAACGUCUCCGACCAGUCGCAGGGCGCUCCCCCCUCCUCAUCCUCGUCUGCGGACAUAGAUACCGCGUUGAGCUGAAGCAAGGCAAAGCCAGCCAUGGCUGUCCCAGCUCCGGCAUCAAUAAGACAAGCAUCUCGGGAAGAGGAAGAAGAUGAACAAGGAGGAGGAUCGUCAUCGUCGCCUGCAGCAUCGUCCCCGGGUGUACAUUCUCUAGGUCUAGGAGCGCUGGACCGCACCAUCGCAUGGCUUGUGACUUGUCUUUCAGUAGCCGAUGUGUACAUAGACCCUGUCGAACUUGCUUUUCUGGAUGGAAUUUCGCCACCACCGCCGGCCGCUCCUUCAAAGAUCGCCAAGAGUGAAAACACGGCCAUCUUUGGAGCCGCUGCUUUUCAAUCUGCAUUUCGUGUUUCA